Messenger RNA from Purpureocillium lilacinum, 1347 nucleotides. RefSeq lists its product as uncharacterized. Lineage: Eukaryota; Fungi; Ascomycota; Sordariomycetes; Hypocreales; Ophiocordycipitaceae. The record is from RefSeq and is a predicted model, not a curated record.
AUGUCCGAGCUGUCUUUAAAUACAUCCGGCUCCCUCAGCUCUCCGCCGGCUGAAGCCGACCCUGAUGAGACCCCUAAGCCCUCGCGGGUUCGCAGCAGCCAAUCUGGCGAUGUUAAGCCGCACGACGUCGCUGUCCAGGACGUGACUCCGCGCAGGAACAUCAAACAAAACGACGAGACCGUCUCGCAAGCAUCCGAGGAUUCGCCCGUCUAUUCUCUCGAAAUGACCAAGAAGCAUGGCGAUGACCAUCGGGCGGCGCAGCGAAACGCCGAGUUGAUCAGGCAGAUGGAGACAGAGAAGCAGCUGUACCCGGGCGCGAGCACGUGGGCCGCGCCAGAGGAAAAGCUGUUUGAGAUUUUGUUUCUCCGUCAAGAUCUUCCCAUGUUGCCCGCGCACUGGGAUGUCGACUUUCGCGGCGUGCCCAUGGCGGACAGCGUCUUCCAGACGUCGGACGACUACCCGCCCAUUAUCUACGCCCACUCCAACAAGGAGUUUCGUGCAACGAUGGCGCUGUUGAGGCUCAUCGAUCUCACGGCCAGCGUCCGGACGACAUGCCAGUCCGGCCUGCGACAAAAGGCCCCAGCGCUCAUCAAGAAGGGCAUCAACCACUUUGUCACCUGGGCGGCCGAAGACGGCGGCUACAGCACGCUCAACUACAUCCCAAACAUCAUCGUUGAGAACACUGAUGCGGGCGAGACGGAAGCCGACAUCACGGGACACAUUCAGCAGCGCAUGCGGGCCUUUGCCAAAGUUCAGCGGGAGUUUCUCAAGGUUGACCGCGAUCCUGAGUUCUGGAACGUCGACGAACAGCGACUGUCCAGCCCAAGUCUGACUGAUGUGGAGCUGCUUCUGGAGAAAUAUAUGCUGGACGACGAGGAGACCGAGGAGGAGGGAUCGCAGCCUGCCGAGGAGGAUCCUGCAACCAGAUCCGAUGACGAGACGGCGACAAAUGCAGGCCAUGCUCCUACCGAAGAAAGUGAUGUUGCGCAGUCGGUUCUAGGCCCUCGGGUUAAUGAGCAGUCACCUUUGCAUGAGUCUGUCGAAGACAGCGCAACACCACCCCCCGAGACGCUCGACUUGUGGCAGUUCCGCCGCCGCCCACCCGUCGUCUACGGCAUCUUCAUCCUGCGCACCUCGGUCUUCAUCCUCACCGUCGACUCCGCCAAGGACGGAAAAAACGCAUACGUCAGCUUUCACGUCGACGUGCACUUCAUGGACCGCCAUCAGAGCGUCUGGAACGCGCUGACCGUGGCCCUCGUCGUCUGCCUGGCGCGCGACGAGCUCAUGACGCGCCUCGACGAUUUUGAGACGGCCGACAUGCCCGAGGAGAGCGACCCCGACGCCUGA